This is a messenger RNA of Camelina sativa (false flax), 1554 nucleotides long. Lineage: Eukaryota; Viridiplantae; Streptophyta; Magnoliopsida; Brassicales; Brassicaceae. The record is from RefSeq and is a predicted model, not a curated record.
CUCCCCGAUCUGAAUAGAUCGCUCGACUUUGAUGAGCUUCGGGACCUCCUCCCCUUGUUUUCCUUGACGAAGAAGACGAUUACUUCUUCUUCCAUCAUCACAGCUACACGCGAAUUCGUCUUCAGUUACAUCAAUCUUUUUAGAAAAGAUCCUGAGUUCGAAAGUGUAGGCUGUGUUUUUUUUUUUUUUUUUUUUCGUUAAUUUUUACAUCACUUAGUUUCCGGAGUUUUGGACUAAAAUGAUGUCGCCGAAGCAAAUCUCCGACGAUCGAGGAUCUCCGCAUUUCAGACAUACACCAUUCCAGAUAAUACACCUCAUUGGGAACUUUUUUAGGAUAUGGUCAGUUUAUUCUAUGUACCGCUACUUGAAUCAGACAGGAGCGCCAGUUGUUCUCUUUCUCUUCUGCUGUCUGGUUCCUUCGUCCAUCAUCUUCUUGAUACUUCAAAAGCCAUGGAAAGGAAGGGCGCUUUCUAAUCAACAGAUUGUACCUUCUCUUAUCAAUGGACUCAUCACGGCUCUGUACUUCAUCUUAUGGGGAAAAGGUCUUAAGUCUUGUGGACCGCUUAGAGCUAUCUUGUCAGAGUACUCCGGUGCUGUUCUUGGAGUACUUUCUGGAGUAUUAUAUGGACGGAGAGGUCAUGUGUGGAAAAAGGUAGGUGGCCUCAUUGCAAUGCUGGUAGCACUUUUUUUCUUGUCUCAAGGAUGGGCAACAUCAUCUCUCUCCCCGUUUUCAACAAAAGACAGUACUGGGAUCAAAGAGGAAGAAGUACAAACAGAACAAGCACUAGGUAUGAUGGGAAUGAUGGUACCAGUUUUUGCUGGAAUCUUAUCAGCGUUAAGGCGGGUUAUUGCGCGCCGUGUUUCCUUAAAGAACCAGCAGAAGAAACGACUGCAUGCGAUUACCAUUACUUCUGCAACCUGUUUCUUGUUUCCUCUGGCCAUGUGGGACCUUAUCAUAGGCUCAUCUUCUGGGAAAACAUCCGAGUUGCCAUUUUCUGCGUGGGCUUUCCUUAGCACCAUUGUUUUUGGGAUCAUUGUUAUCUUUUAUGUUGACAAUAUCGCAGAAGAGAGACUGCAUAUGGUGUUUUCUUCCCCGAGGCAUUUAAUGGUAGCAGGUGUAUGCAUAAUAGUCAUGGAGUUAGCUUACGAGAUGGAUUUUUCUCUUCCCGGUUUCAUCGUCUGUUGCUUAGUAUUAGGGUUUGGAAUAUUCGAGGCGACAUCUCUUGAACGUAGCAAGAAAGACUCUUCGUUGAAAUCAGAGGAUCCAUCAAACGGAAUCCUUGGUAAUGAUUUUGAUACUUCUCCAAUUCUUCCCAUAUAGCUUUACCAAUCUCUCACCACACUAACGACGAUGUACUGUUGAAUGCUUGACGAUGUAAAUCUAUCUGGUUUUAACUUGUUCUCGAUCUUCAUACCUUCAUUUUUUUUCCUGUGUUUUUCUUGGUGAGUUAUCUACAUUUUUUUUUUGUCUACUCUGCCAUGAGAUGAGUAUGAUUACGGUAUUGUUAUUUUACGGUUAUAGAAGAAUGGAAGCUACAUUAGUGAACUGUUAAA